AUAAAUGCUGGAAAAUAAAUUUUAUCCAAUAAGAGGGCACCAUCUUCGAAGCCCGUAAAAAUUCUGGUUGCGUUUGGGUUAUGACGCCCCGGAUGAAGUAAAGCAAUUUUACGAUUUGUCUAAACCUUUUGAAAAGUUUGUGCUUGCUUUUCCAAUAUGCCAAUACUGAGGGGGUCACCAAGAACUGCAUCAGCAGUGAAAGAGAAAGAUUCUGAACAGCCUAAAUCCCCAGAAAGUAAAAGAGAAACUAGGUCUUCUAAAUCUUCUGUAGUUUGUGCAUCUUCCAGGUUGAAGGAUUUCAAAACUUCCACCAAGCUAAGCAGAGCUGAAAUAAGAUCAUCAGCUGCAGCUAGAUUGUCCCAGAGAAAUCAGAAAAAGGCAGAAAAAGAAGGGAAAACCUCAGAAGUAGAGCAGGGACUAGAGAAAGACAGGAAAAUUAAAACCUCAUUGUCCCACAGGAAGGGUAGUAGUUCCACAAAAUCAAGUGACACCUUAGAUGAAUCAUAUGAGAAGAGCUCUCCUUUAAAAGAGGAUUAUAAAAAUUGUGAGAAGAAAAAGCAGAAACUCUCACAAGAAUGCGGCAUUGGUAUGUCAGAUGAGGAUCGAAGUGAAGAUAAAGGUGAAGGUCACAGGAAAAGAAAGCAGAGUCUAGAAGUAAAAACAGAGACAAAGAAUCCGCCUGCGAAGAGAAAGAAGCUUAAGUUCUUUGAGUAUGUUGUAGAGGAAGUGCCUUCAAAGACACCAAACCAAGAUGAAGGUGAAGGAGCUGAUGAGGACAUGGGAGGAAGAAGAAGAAGUAAAAGGGCAUCCAUACCUAACACAAUCUACUAUAAAAACUUCAUCGAUCCAUCCGAAAAGAUUCCGAAAUUGUCUAAUUUGGAGAAGAGCAUCAUAGGUUCCAGGGACAAAUCUGGCAGCAAGGAAAAGGAACAAGCAGAAACAAGAACAAAGAAAUCCUCUGCUAGGCCUCAGAAGAUGCAAAAGUUCGAAGCAAAGCCCACUCUUCACCAAGACAAGAUGGAGGUGAUAAAGUGGGAGAUGGAUGAGUCUGGUGUAGUGUUAGAUACAACAGAGCAGACAGAAAACUCAGCUGAUGAAAAAGAAAAGGAGGGGGAGGAUCAGUGUGGUGAUGCGUUAGAUACAACAGAGCACACAGAAAACUCAGCUGAUGAAAGAGAGGGGGAGGAGGAGUCCAGUAGCACAACUGAUCAAACAGAGCAAACCACAUAUUCUAACCCUUCACCUGGAACAGAUGAUUGUGGCACAAAGAAUUGGGGUCGUGAAACAGUGGAGCUGGCCACAACAGAACAGACAGUAUCUGAUAACCAGGAUAAUAGUGUGACUGAUGUAAAUGGAAUGGUGUCAACUGAAAGAGAUACCAGCUAUUUCUUGGAAGAGAGAAAAAAUACAGAGCACUGCAAAGACUCUGUUGUUACAUCACAAACAUUGUCCCAAACAGCUGACUUGACUCCACAGGAAAACUGUGCAGAAAGUAUUACAGAAAAAUCAACAGAGAAACAAAUACAACAAAAUCUGAGUAAAGGAACAAGCAAAAAUGAGAGUCCCCCAGAUUUAGAAGUUACAGAAAUGUCUGUUGUGUACAUUGACAGAACAGCAAACACAGUGACAAAUGUCAGCUCACAACUCGGUAGUCUCAAACACAAUCAACAGGAGGCUGAAAAUAGUGAAAUUUCAACUGAAGCUAUCAUUGAGGGUUCCUCAGACAUGUGUAUAGAAAUACAGGGAGUGACUGAAGAAGUAAAUAUUGCUGGAAUAUCAGGGGAGGAACAAACAUCUGUGGAUGAUUAUAAAAUUGGGAGGGGUGCAAUCUCCAGAGAAAGGCCAGGGAGGAUUUGUAGGCAGGAUACAGAGGAGAUGGAAGAUGCUGAAAACCAAAUGACUGGGAUUGAAACCCCGAAAGAAAAGAAUGCAGGUAACCCAAAUAUUCUCCAGAAUUCAGAAGAAGGCACAAAAAAGUCCCAAGGAACAGUGACUGUACAGGUUUUAAACUCGAAAGCAAAGAAAGUGCAGAUGUUUGAUAUGUCAGUUCAAGCAGAUGACCUCAGCGAGAAUGAAGACCAAUCAGAAUCUAGUCUGCAUUCAGGUGAAUCAUCUACAGAGAUACAAAAGAGUUCUACUGUCAUCUCUAUGCCAGAUGGGAGGUCAGUCAGUGUCACGUCAGCUGACAAAGCAUCAUUCACCUUCCGAACCAUUCCCAAAACAUCCAUAUCCAAACAGGCUUCUUCCACUAGUUCUUCAAAUGUCAAGAGGAUCACUCUGCCUUCUGGGGCCACUGGUCUAAAAAUUCUGAAAGGAGUGCCUACAGGAGCACUGGAUAAGUUUAAACCAGCAGUUAUCUCCCUUGAUGGGGAGAUGAUUACAGAGGACGUGUCUUUUGAAGCCGUCCAGAAAACUCAGGAGGCAUGGAAUGCUGUAUACAAGUCUGGCCAGGUGGAUAACCAAGAGAUUAUUCUUGUUUCUCUCCCAGAGGGGCAGGAAUUAAAGGAGAAACUUCCCUUUAAAAGAAAGAAACAAGAUGAUGUUGCGUAUGAGAUGAAUGAGGAGGGGGAAUUUGUAUGUGGAGUAUGUAACUACAAAACCAGCCGAAAAAGUAACUGGUACAAACACCGCAAAAAACACAUAGGUCGUAAGACCCACAAGUGUGAGUUAUGUAACUAUGUGGCAGCCACGAGUAGUAACCUAAAGCGCCACCAGAACAUUCAUCUGGACGUCCGAGAACACCAGUGUAACCAGUGCGGUCAGACAUUCCGACAGAAAAUCCAUCUGGAGCGGCACAUUAAAUACAAACACGAGGAAAAGGCAGUAAAAUGUCCCCUGUGUGACUAUGUAUGUGCCAACGAGAAUCCCGACCUGAAAGUCCACAUCAAGAGACGUCACAUUCCCGUAGAAGACGAUGAAGCUAAGGAAGCAAAGAGCUACACAUGUGCCGAGUGUGGAUUAAUGACCUACAGCAAGAGAGAUAUGCGGCAGCACAUGAAGUUCCAUAAGUCAGGACCGGAGCUGAAGCUGUUCUGUGAGCAGUGUAGCUUUGUGACGGACUGCGAGAGUCGACUGAGGAGACACGUUCUGAUUCACUCUCAUGAACGUCCUUAUCAGUGUGGACUUUGUGAUUAUCGCGGUUCACAGAAGGAGCACGUGUUACGUCAUAUGAAGACCCAGCACCAAAUAUCAGUUGAGAGGAGAUCAUCAAAGAAAGGUCUUGAUGUGGAGGAUUCUGAUUCCAAAGACAGUUCCUCUGUUGAUAAACAGCAAGAAAAAUCUGAUUACAGCAGUCAAGAGAAGAUCUUUGCCUGCAAUCAUUGCUCCAUGAAGUUUUCCAAAUUAAUUAAUCUUUACAAACAUUUGCAUGGGCAGCAUAAGGAGGUCCUACCUCAGGAUUCUGAAGAGUUUCUGUGUGUUGUAUGUGACUUCAGAACCUCCAGCAAGAAAAAUCUUCUGGUCCAUAUGCGUAAACACAACCUCAUAGACCAAGUCCCUCCUUCCCAUGUGUAUUCCUGUGUUCUCUGUCGAUACAUGAACCCAAGAAGACGCAAUCUCUUUCAACACAUGAAAAAGAAACACAAUAUUGAAAUUGUCAUCCGUGAUGAUGGGUCAACAAGUUGUUUUGUGACAGAAAGCCUUCCAGCAAGUGAGGAUACUGUAAAUAAUAUGUUAACAGUCGGAGACAUCGUCACCACAGAAACAGAAGAAUCGUCAGAAUUACAAAUAGUAACCGACAACUCUAGUACAACACAGAGUGUAAUCAGCAUAGAGGAUCUGGCGUAUGCUGUGUCCCAUCCUAAACCAAACACUCGAUUACUCAAAGAAAGUACAAUGAAACCAAGAAUCGCUACAGUGGUGAAAGAGCAUGAGGCAGCAGAGGCCAUUGAGGGACUACAGGCUCUAGCGGGCCAGCCAGGAAUAGCUCACUUUAAUUUGGACCCACAGAAGCCAGACAAUAUGGAAACAGAGGUUAUCACAAUGGAAAACCCAGGGGAAUUUGUGGAAGAAAAGGAUGUCGAUAAAGAAUCAGGGUAUCACCUGACCCAUGACCAGUUGAUGAAUCUGUCCACUGGAGACUUUGUAGAAAUUAAUGGAGAAAUGUAUAAAGUGGAGAUAAGCUCAGAAGAAAACCCAGGCUCUAGUCAAGUGGAUAUUGUACAGACAGAUAUUACACAGGGAGGUAUGGGCUUAUCUGAGGUGACUAAUGGUGCAAGUCAUGUUACAAUGUCUGAUAUCGGAAAUGGCCAUUUAGAAGUUUCCCUUGUAAAAGAAAGUCCAACAGAGAACCAAAUACUCAAUCCCCAAAGCGAUUCUUCAAAAGUACCUGUAGUAAUUACUCAGUCAAGUGAUAUCCAAAUGGACGUUUCCCAAUUACAUAAAUCAGUGGAUGAACUUAAGGUUCCGAACCAGGUAGAGUUUCCAGAAACUAAAGCUGAAUCUAUGGAAAAUGCAACAGAAAUCCCUGUGCAAAUCACAGAGACUUGCACGGAACCAGAAACCAAUGCUGGAGACUUGACAGACAGGGACCAAGGCAUGACAACAAUUGAGGAGGCAUUCAUGCAUGUAGAGUCAAGUAAUAUAAUAGGCUCAGGACACACUCCAUCGAGUCAGUCUAUGACAUCAGAGGGAAUCAUAACCUCCGAGAUUCUGGGGAUUCAACAAAGUGAUCCCAUUGUUGCACACCAAGGAACCUUCACCUCCAUUGAUCAAGAGGUGGUCAACAAAGCAGAAGGUGAUAAAGUAGAUGAUGCCGCAGCACACCAGAUCAUGGAGACCUCUGUCAUAGCCGAGUUCUCAAGCACUCUUUCUGCAGGUUCUGAUGAAAACACUAGUAAUCAAAUUACAGAAUCAGUCUUUGCUGAAAACACACACUCAGAAAACUCACAAGAGAUGUCCAUGGAGAUUGGGGACCCUGAAGCUUUGGAAUCAUCAAGUUGAUAGACAAACUGUUUCUGAUUGAGCUGGCUGAAUUAAUGAUUAUAUGCUUAUAGGUAUUUCUUGUCCAUUUCUGGAAGGACAUUCUGGGUAAAUGGUGAUUUUUUUCCCUCCCUAUGGAUCCUCUCACGGGUUUUAAGUGAAUAAGCUUGCACAACCACCCUUGCUAUAUCUUGACAUUUCAGACAGGGUUUUGAAUAUAGAGAAUUUUAUAUAUUUAUGACGUAUUUAAUUUUAACUUGCAACUAUUUACCUCAGUUUACGUACAUGUAGCUAUAAAAAGAAAAAAAGUCAUCCUGGUGAAUGCUGAAGUUGAAAUGUGAUACAUUUUUAAUACGGAAAUUGUGAGUUGAAAAUGUAAAAGAAAAAAUGUAUUUUUUCACAUUAAUAGUAAUUUAAAGAUGUAGUAAUCUAUCCAAAUCAUAUUUUAUAUAAUUGGAAAUUCUAUCUGUGGUAAUAGUGACCAAACUGUAGCUUUAAUUUUCUCCACAGAACUUUCAAAUUACAUGUAUUGUUAAAAAUUUUCAUUGUGUAAAUACAAUUUGUAAUUACUAUGCAGUUAUUUUUAAUUAUAUUUAUU
Messenger RNA from Saccostrea echinata, 5518 nucleotides. RefSeq lists its product as uncharacterized. Gene Ontology annotation, molecular function: DNA-binding transcription factor activity, RNA polymerase II-specific; RNA polymerase II transcription regulatory region sequence-specific DNA binding. NCBI's taxonomy places the organism in Eukaryota, Metazoa, Mollusca, Bivalvia, Ostreida, Ostreidae. Gene Ontology annotation, biological process: regulation of transcription by RNA polymerase II. The transcript has 9 exons. Gene Ontology annotation, cellular component: nucleus. The record is from RefSeq and is a predicted model, not a curated record. The coding region runs from base 157 to 4941 and encodes 1594 amino acids.